CACACACACACACACACAUGCAGUCACACGGCUUGAAAGUACUCUAAAUGACACAGUCGGUUUCUUACCAGUGUUCGUGUGCUGGUACUGCAAACUUGAUCUUCUGCUCACAACGUAGGAAACCAGCAAGAGUGCGAGCGGCCUGCUAGCUUCCUGUCACACAGCUUACAGUCAAACAAGAUAAAGGCAAUUCAGACUUCCUGUUCCAUCUCCAGCAUCCUGAAUGUAAAUUAACCAAUGGAUCUGCUUCUGAUGAAAACUUCACAACUGCUUUGAAGUACGAGGAGUUUCACUGCAGCCUUCUGCCUCUAACUGUGACACCAAGCCAACAGGAUUUUUACACUCAACUGGGAUUUUUUUAAGCAGGCAUGACUGACGACAAUACUGGAAAAAAUGAUGGUUUAACACCAUCCUCUAAGAUUGUGGUGGCCCUUUGCGUCCUCCUCGUCGUCUUAAUUGUACUGCUGAUCUUCUUGUACAAGAAGUUAAACCAAGAGGCCAAUGGAGAAUACACGGUGCGACGCAUGGUGUAUAAGGAGGGAGGGGUCAGGGACCGGGUGAGGGGUGCAGCCUUAGCUCUGGGGACACGUCUCGGGGUCCAGCUGUGGCCUCAAAGUGAUUCAGAUGAGGAUGGAGAGGAAAUGCAGGAAGUCCGAGAUGAGGAGGGAGAUGUGGAGGAGGGUGGGAGCCAGGGGAGUGACAGCGAAGGAGAUGACCAAGAGGAGGAGCAGGAUAGUGAGGAGGAGUCUGACCAGGCAAAGGGAAAAGGAGACAACACUUCAGAUGAGGAUGACUUGAGUCUGGAGGGUUCGGAGGCAGGGGAGCGAGCCAGGCUAACGGAUCAGACCAAAGCGGAGACAGAGAUAGAGGUGGAUGGGGAGGGGAGAGGUGAAGCCAGUGGAGGAGCUGGGCUCUCGAUAGAUCUGAAGCAGUUCUCUGGAAGCGCCAUCUGGUCUGAGGAAGAGGGAGGGGGGGGCAAGGACACAGAUAUGACCGCACUGUAAGGACAGAAUUUAUAAAAGGAGAGGAGCUGAAGAUAUAGUCUCAGUACUGACGUCACCCUUAAUUAGCUGUUAACCCCU
This is a messenger RNA of Centropristis striata (black sea bass), 1082 nucleotides long. RefSeq names its product protein SDA1 homolog. The coding region runs from base 369 to 1004 and encodes 211 amino acids. NCBI's taxonomy places the organism in Eukaryota, Metazoa, Chordata, Actinopteri, Perciformes, Serranidae. Gene Ontology annotation, cellular component: plasma membrane. The record is from RefSeq and is a predicted model, not a curated record. The transcript is spliced from 4 exons.